AUGAACGUUAUUUUGGGAUUGUUGUUGGCUGUAUUUCCGCUUUUGGCGCAUUCCAGAACUUCCCUUCAUAAAGCUAAAAAGUACAAAUGUAUCGAGGUGGAGGAUAAGGAUGAGCCCACCCACUACGGCUGGAACCGAGCCGACGAGGAGCUGAAAAGCAUCGGAAAAAUGAGCGCCGGACCGCCAGUGCAGGCGCUGACCCCUAAGCCGUAUGAAGCACCGGCAACCCGUCCACCGCAUCUUCCCACAAAUAUCCCGAGAGAUCACGCGGGAAGGCCACUGGUUUUGUCGCCGCAACAUUGUGAUCAGGUCCGAAAGUACGCUGCUCAAUAUGGCGUCCGAGACGUCCUACCCUGGGUCAAAUCAAAUUGCAAUUUCGCAAAAAUGUUCGUCCCCGAUGCGACGUGCGAGGAGAUCAACAUCCUCGUCGGCAGCUGCUAUGCUAAUAAAUAUUUA
Molecule: messenger RNA, 456 nt
Organism: Mesorhabditis spiculigera
Lineage: Eukaryota; Metazoa; Nematoda; Chromadorea; Rhabditida; Rhabditidae
Source: the annotation of a GenBank genome assembly